Molecule: messenger RNA, 576 nt
Organism: Vespula pensylvanica (western yellowjacket)
Lineage: Eukaryota; Metazoa; Arthropoda; Insecta; Hymenoptera; Vespidae
Exons: 4
Coding region: 55-465 (136 amino acids)
Source: RefSeq, a predicted model, not a curated record
AUAGCUCAAAAGACUAUUGUAAAUGACGAUGAUGAAACGGCAGUCAUUGAGGUAAUGACGAGCUCGUAUCUCGUUGCAUUUAUGCUGGUCUACAGCACCGUUGUUGUACGUGCUGACCGGCACCAUUUACCGGCAGACAUGGUAUACACUAACGAUAACUUUGCCGAAGAUACUGAGAGCGUGCUUCUUUUAAGCAGGUUAAAGGAAUUAAUGGAACGAAAACAAGAAAUAAUGGAACAAGAGAGAGAAUUGACAGAGGAGCAGCUGACGAUUCAGGCAAUGUUACAGGAAAAGGCAAGAGAUCAUCGUUUGCCUCAAAACGAUUAUUCUCAAGAUGACGCAGAAAUACUUCCGGUACCAAGUGCGAUAGUGCAUCACGGACCAUUAGGCUCAAUGAAACGAACUAGCUAUAUGAGCCUCUGCCAUUUCAAGAUUUGCAACAUGGGCCGCAAGAGGCAAAUGUAAAUCUAAUUACACCAUAGUAGUGGCGAAAAUCAUCGAACUCCUUUCUACUUGUAUCUUCUAUUAAUCUAUCUAUCUACCUAUCUAUCUAUCUAUCUAACCAUCUAUUUUUCA